Molecule: messenger RNA, 1824 nt
Organism: Tribolium castaneum (red flour beetle)
Lineage: Eukaryota; Metazoa; Arthropoda; Insecta; Coleoptera; Tenebrionidae
Gene: SerRS
Product: Seryl-tRNA synthetase
Exons: 3
Coding region: 119-1618 (499 amino acids)
Biological process (GO): seryl-tRNA aminoacylation
Cellular component (GO): cytosol
Molecular function (GO): tRNA binding; serine-tRNA ligase activity; ATP binding
Source: RefSeq, a predicted model, not a curated record
CGACGUCACAGCCGAUGUCAAUCGUUCGCCUAACCUCAAAGUUGUGUCAAACGUGUCAUCCGGUGUUGUACUCCCAAUAUUGCAUCAUUUGCACUUUUGACGAAAAGCGUGUAUAAAAAUGGUCCUCGAUUUAGACCUCUUUCGUACCGACAAAGGGGGCAACCCUGACAAGAUCCGCGAAAGUCAGAAGAAACGUUUCAAAGAUGUGACUUUAGUGGACAAAGUGGUGGAAGCUGACACCACAUGGAGACAACUAAGACACAAAGCCGACAAUUUGAACAAAUUCAAAAACCUGUCCAGCAAAGAAAUCGGCGACAAAAUGAAGAAGAAGGAACCUCAAGGCGACGCCAACGACCCGGUACCGGAUUCUUUGGUGGUCCAACUCGAGAAUCUCACCGCCGAGUUGCUCAAACCCUUGACGGUGAAUCAAAUCAAAAAGGUGCGUGUUUUAAUUGACGAAGCAAUGGUGAAAAACGACGCAGAGCUGCUCAGAACAGAGAAGGAAAGAAGUGCAGCGUUGAAGGAAAUCGGGAAUCUGCUCCACGACUCGGUUGUGAUAAGCGACGAUGAAGACAAUAAUAAAGUGGAAAGGACUUUUGGCGACUGCGAAUUUAGGAAAAAAUAUUCGCACGUGGACUUGAUUCAUAUGAUUGAUGGGGUUGACACCGAACGAGGAGCCACCAUUUCUGGAGGACGGGGGUACUUUUUGACCGGUCCGGCCCUGUUUUUGGAACACGCACUUAUCCAGUUGGCGUUACGCAUGUUGCACAAGAAGGGGUAUAAGCCCCUGUACACCCCCUUCUUCAUGCGGAAAGAGAUAAUGCAAGAGGUGGCGCAGCUGUCGCAAUUCGACGAAGAGUUGUAUAAAGUGAUCGGCAAAGGCUCGGAAAAAGCCGAAGACAAGGAAAUCGAGGAAAAGUACCUAAUCGCCACCUCCGAGCAACCAAUCGCAGCAUUCCAUCGUGACGAGUGGAUUUCCGAGAGCGCCCUCCCAAUCAAAUACGCGGGACUGUCUACGUGUUUCCGCCAGGAGGUAGGUUCCCACGGACGAGACACUCGAGGCAUUUUCCGAGUCCACCAAUUCGAAAAAGUCGAACAGUUUGUCCUGACUUCGCCGUUUGACAACAAAUCGUGGGAAAUGAUGGACGAGAUGAUAAACAACGCUGAGGAGUUUUGCAAAGCCUUGGAAAUCCCCUAUCGGAUCGUUAAUAUAGUUUCGGGGGCCCUGAACAACGCAGCGGCUAAGAAACUGGACCUGGAGGCGUGGUUCCCUGCCUCGGGGGCUUUCCGCGAGCUGGUAUCUUGUAGUAACUGUCUCGACUAUCAAGCAAGGAGGCUGUUGGUGCGCUACGGUCAGACGAAAAAAAUGAACGCGGCGACUGAUUACGUCCACAUGUUGAACGCAACAAUGUGUGCCACCACGAGGGUCAUUUGUGCGAUUUUGGAGGUGCACCAGACGGAGACAGGGGUCACGGUGCCCUCAGUGUUGAAAGACUUCCUCCCAGAAGAGUACCGGGAGGAAAUCCCCUUUGUUAAACCGGCCCCGAUCGAAGUCGAAGCGACUAAAAAGAGCAAAAAACAGAAAGAGGGAAUGAAGAAAGGAGGUGGGGAAGAAUAAAUUGCAUUUUCCGUUUGUAAUUUAUUAAUAUCACGAAUAAAAAUUAUUUUAUAAAAACUCGAGUAUUUGGCUUAACGGGAAUGUUAAAAUUCUAGAUUGCUAAGUUCUUUUUCCGCGUAUGUGAGGUCUUUCAACCGCAUCAUUUUUUUGUAUUCUUUGUACUUUUCUUGGACUUCAAUAAAGUGCUGCAAAAGCUUGGCAAAGUC